CAUCCUCUGCUGCGCCAUGAUAACGCCUAUUGCCCACGGAGAACGUGUCGGUGUCUGCUCGCCUGCCGCCAGCUUUGGGGAACUUGCUCUGCCUUCAGGAUCUUGUGCGGCACUUGCGUUCUUGCGCUAUAUAGUCCUCCUCGGUAGCGCAAUGGUAUUCUCCUCAACAUUCUCUUCUGUCUGUGCUGCACUGCUACGUAGCGUCCUUGACGAUUCCUGCGCCGUGCAAAAAAGGACGUGAUUUUUUUUAGAAAUGCUAGCUGCUCUGACACCCUUCUUUCUGCUCGACGCGUUCCUGCUCCUCCUGCUCGUGUCUCUCUCUGUGCCGAUAAUAAAUAUAAUAUACCUGUUCCAUCUCGUGGGUCAUGACACCUCUGGCUUUCUCAAUGCAGACGGCAGCGCCUGGUUCGGCGUGUGGGGCUACUGCGUAUCGGCAUUAGACGUCUCCGUCCUCGGCUACAACGACAGCACCGGUGCAUCCUGCUCCAAGGUUACGCUCGGCCACGACCUCAGCCCCGCCGUCCUCGCCGCCCUCAAGCUCACUGGUGUCAACCUCAGCAGCGGUGCUAUCUCGCGUGCUACUAGCGCUAUCCUGGUCCUGCACCCCAUCGCGUGCGGGUUCGCCUUCAUCCCUCUGGUCAGUUCCCUGUUCCUGCUUCGCCGCCGGCCCGUUCCCGGCGAUCGCGUGUCACGCUGUGGGGGUAUCUACACGCUCGUAGGCAGUCUGUUCGCUGCCGUGCUCAUCACCAUCGUCUUCCUUAUCGACGUCAUCCUCGUCGCCGUCAUGCGCCGCAAGGUCGACGCCGGCUCCGACGGUGCCCUAACCCUCAACUGGGGCAAUGCGGUCUGGAUGACUUUGGGAGCAACUGUCGCACUCUGGCUGGCGACGGCCGGUGCAUCAGCCGCUGUUUGUGCCUAUGGCAAAAGAUAUCGCAAAGCCACAAUGUACUAGGGGUCUGGUAUACCCUUUUUAGAUUGCGGGGGUGCGGGUCCGGG
This is a messenger RNA of Laetiporus sulphureus 93-53, 996 nucleotides long. RefSeq lists its product as uncharacterized. The transcript is spliced from 5 exons. Gene Ontology annotation, cellular component: growing cell tip; plasma membrane; cell division site. The record is from RefSeq and is a predicted model, not a curated record. The coding region runs from base 254 to 952 and encodes 232 amino acids. Lineage: Eukaryota; Fungi; Basidiomycota; Agaricomycetes; Polyporales; Laetiporaceae.